Bufo bufo (common toad) is the source of this 3862-nucleotide messenger RNA. RefSeq names its product toll-like receptor 7. Lineage: Eukaryota; Metazoa; Chordata; Amphibia; Anura; Bufonidae. The transcript is spliced from 3 exons. Gene Ontology annotation, biological process: defense response to virus; canonical NF-kappaB signal transduction; toll-like receptor signaling pathway. The coding region runs from base 188 to 3295 and encodes 1035 amino acids. Gene Ontology annotation, cellular component: plasma membrane. The record is from RefSeq and is a predicted model, not a curated record. Gene Ontology annotation, molecular function: pattern recognition receptor activity; protein binding.
CAGAGGGGUCUUUCCAAUGAAGACACAUGCAUCCUGCAUCUUAAAGGGGUGCAGCAGAACAGCUACUUAUCUCCUAUUCACAGGUUUCUGAUCUCUGGGCGUAAAUUGUUCUUAUGGAACAAACCCUUUAAGCCGCAGAAACCAGAAGCAGAAGCAGAACUAGAAGAGAAGACAGAAGCUCCAGACAAUGAGCAUCGUGCUGCUCCGCACCAUGGGACAGUGCUGGUUUCUGGAACUUUCUGUGACUUGGAUUUUUGGGGUAUCCUUGUGUUUGGGGAUCUUUCCCAACUUUGCUCCAUGUGAGGACCGUAAAAAUGGAACGGUUGUGGGUUGCCGAGGUCGCCACCUGCACUACUUGCCCUGGGUCUCAUCAGGACGAGUCACUGGAUUCGAUCUGUCCGUUAAUGACAUAAGGCGUCUUACAAACAGCUCCUUCUCCGGAGUCCCGAACCUACGGACGCUAGACAUGAGCUCCAACUGCCUGCCCCUGACCCUGCGGCCGGACAUGGGGCCGUGUCAGCUGACCAUCGACCCCGACGCCCUAGUGCACCUGAAGCACUUAUGUGUCCUGGACCUCAGUGGGAACAGCCUGAGCGUCCUGCCUCCGCUCCCCGGAAACAUCACUGAACUGAAUAUUAACCUCAACCACAUCAUCACGUUGUCGGGGCAGGAUCUGGCCGGAGUGACAAAGCUAACAAGUCUGUACUUUGGUUGGAACUGUUAUUACAGAAACCCCUGUGAGACAGAGGUGAAGAUCCAAGAUGACGUCCUCCGAGGCAUGACCACCCUGAAGACACUGGUGCUCUCCUGCAACAACAUGACUGCCUUCCCCAGGAACCUUCCAUCUUCUCUCACCGUCUUGGACUUGUCUCAGAACAAGAUCUCGCGGAUUGUCCGGGACGACUUCUGCCAGUUCAGCCGGCUGAUGGUGCUGGACAUACAGUGGAACUGUCAGCGUUGCGACCACACUGUGCAGCCGUGCUUCCCCUGCCAUAAUAACAGUGCCCUGCAGCUGGGGCCGGGGGUGUUCGACUGCCUGGGGAACCUCUCCAGCCUCAACCUCAAAGGGAACUCAAUUCUCACCAUCAACGACUCCAUCUUCGAAGGGAUGAUGAAUCUGCGCAGCCUCGUUCUGGCCGACAACAUCUUAGAUUUAGAGAAGGAAACGUUUUUUUCCCGAUUAGUGAAUGUAAACUCCUUGGAUCUGAGCUACAACUUUCACCCAGAACUAGUCCGCCCGAGGCUGGUGCUGAACCCCAGCGUCUCUGCCAUGCGAUCCCUCCACAGCAUAUCUCUGAUGGGAUAUUUCUUCAAUGUUCUCGAUUAUGAGGGCAUCAAGCCGCUGCUCACGUUGCCAAAUCUUCGAGACGUGAGCCUCAGGACGAACUUCAUCCGGGAGGCCAACCUGAGCAUGUUCCUAAGUCAUAAAGAGCUGCGCGCAUUGUCACUGGCAGAAAACUUGAUCUCAUUCCAAAUAAUCAGUCAACGACAAGAGGGACGGAAGCCAUUCACUGCAGCUCUCUUUAACCGCCAUGUAAAUCCGGAUGCAUCAUGGGAAGAACCAGGGAAUGAUGGAGAACAGGAACGCAGCAGUGGCCCUGACUACUCCCAGUGCUAUGAGUACAACCAUUCAGUCGACUUGUCCUUCAACAACUUAAUGAGUCUGCAGGCCGAUCACUUUUUGGGCAUGGACGAUAUUGAAUGUCUCAACAUGAGCUACAACUUCAUCAACCAACGUCUGGAUGGGACUCAGUUCGCGCACCUGGCAUCUUUGCGGCACUUGGAUCUCUCGUACAACAGAUUUGAUUUGUACUAUUACUUGGCUUUCAGUGAACUUCCGAAUCUUAAAGUGUUAAACCUGGCCAACAACAACUACCAGUUCAUGAUAAACGGCGUCAACCACCGACUUGUCUUCAUGGAGAACCUGACUUCUCUGAUAGAACUGAAUCUCAACAACAAUCUGAUCGGCUUGCGCACGACCAAGGAGCUGAAGAACCCGUCCCUGGAGAAGCUUCACUUCCAGAAGAACCUGCUGCAUAGCAUGUGGCUAAGCGGUAAAGACGCUUAUAUCACCAUCUUCACAAACCUCACACGGUUGAAGUACCUGGAUAUCAGUUAUAACAGUCUGGAGGUCAUCCCGGGGAAGGCCUUGGAGAACCUGCCCAUGUCUCUGGAGUAUCUGAUCCUUUCUUAUAACCAGCUCUACUCAUUUCACUGGGAGAACAUUGCCCACCUCAGCAAUCUGACGCACCUGGACCUCGGCUUCAACUCCUUGACCUUGUUGAGCAGUAACUUCACCAGUGGUAGGAGCCAACUCACCUUCCUAAAUCUGAAGAACAACAAGAUACGCUCCCUCAACAAGGCGUUCUUCACCACCUACUCCAAGCUCGUGCACCUAUUCCUGGAUAAUAACCAGAUACAGACCAUUGACAGGGACAGCUUUCCCCAGGCACUUCUGUUGACGCUCAACCACCUGGACGUCAGCCACAACCCGUUCGAUUGCACCUGUCACACCAGCUGGUUCAUCAAAUUCCUCAUGGAGACGAAUAUUACUGUAGAACACCUGUCUACAAAAAUGAAGUGUGACACCCCGGACACUAUGAAGAAGAGGUCACUCCUCUAUAUGGACCCUCAGUCAUGUCAAGACCUCUAUGGCCAUAAGUGCUUUGUCUACUCCACUGUCCUGCUGAUAGUCCUGAUGUCCCUCACAACAGUUUGGAAGCUCUUUUCAUGGGAUUUGUGGUACCUCAGCCAAGUCAUAAUGGCCUCUAUGCGACGCUACACCAAGCUACAUGGAGACGCUAAUGAAGAGUAUGACGCUUUUGUGGCGUUUAACACGGAGGACCAUGCAGUGACGGACUGGGUCUACCAUGAGCUCCUGGAACAUCUGGAGGGACCUGAAAUGAACAUGUUUAACUUGUGCCUGGAGCAACGGGACUGGACCCCUGGAAAAUCGAGCAUUGAGAACCUGUAUGAAGCAAUAUACAAGAGCAAGAAGACGGUAUUGAUCCUGACUCGUGAGGGCUUCAGCAGCGGCCUCCUGCGCCAUGCUUUCCUUAUGUGCCAUCAAAGGUUACUGGAUGAGAAGGACGUCCUGGUCUUAGUGAUUCUCGACAACAAGAUGAAAAUGUCCAAGUACCUAAUGACCAGGAGGAGGAUCUGCCCUCAGACCUUCCUGAACUGGCCAAGAAACCCCCGAGCACACAGCCAUUUCUGGUACAGUUUACGCAUGAUGCUGCGGUGGGACAGUCGUCGCUACUACAACCCUCACCUCCGGAAACAGCUAAUCCAAUAGUCCGGGCAUGGCCAACCUGCGGCUCUCCAGCUGUUGUAAAACUACAACUCCCACAAUGCCUUGCUGUAAGCUGAUAGCUGUUGGCAGUCUGGGCACGAUGGGAGUUGCAGUUUUGCAACAGCUGGAGGGGCACAGGUUGGCCAUCCAUGCAAUAGUCUGUCUGCUUUGUGAUGUGCGGUGUGUGUCCCUCUGUGAAUGGACCCUAAUAGUGAGUAAGUGGCCCCGACCAUCAAGUCCUGCAGGGACAGGACACUCGCACUUGUUCAUCUCCACAAAGAAUGGCUGGAGCCACCGAUUCUUCUGAAAUUCCAGGAAAUACUUAGGGUACAGCUACAAGGGUGGAUUUUUUGCAGUUGUCGUGUCACGGUAUGUCACAUGGACAGACAUUAUAUGGAAAGUCACCGUGUAGCCGUACCCUCAUGUGAGAGGUGACGAUGACCGCUCUUUCAGGAGUGCACCUAGAGGUCUGUAGGGGGUUCUCUAUAUUCCUGAGACGAGGAUGCUGCAGGGCCAUGGCACCCCCAGCGGAGGACAAAUCCUCUGCAGAGUGGGUACCGACAAAGGUGG